UCGGCCAGCCUAGGGAGUCGCCAUCUGCGCAGCGCGGUCAAUGGCUAGCGUUUUAUAUUGUUUUUCCCUCGUGCACUAGUCCGUCGGAGGCUGCGACUCGGCUUUGAAACUUAACCAGCGGCCUUAAUAUUUGACCGGAGACCCAGUGGACUACUGGAAACUGGUUACCAUUGAUAGACAUUUUGUCUGCGUAGAAGAAAUUAAUACGGGGACGUGUGGAGACACGGGAGACGAUAACGUACCAUAGAGCUCAUAACAUGGCUUCCCUGUUCAUACCACUGCUUCUUUUCUUUCUUUAUUGUUUUUGCUCCAAGCUCUGUGCAGCCGGAGACACCAUCACGGCCGUCCAGUUCAUCACAGAUUCCGAGUCUGUGCUCUCAAAUGGAAGUAUCUUCAAACUGGGUUUCUUCAGCCCUGUUAAUUCCACCCAUCGCUAUGUUGGAAUCUGGUACAAUCAGGUUUCUGUAUUAACCGUGGUAUGGGUGGCUAAUAGAGACAGACCUCUCAACAAUUCUUCUGGGACUCUCACUGUUUCUGAAGAUGGCAAUCUCGUGGUUUUGGACGGAAACAGGGAAAUUCUCUGGUCAUCAAAUGCCACAAACUCUUCUGCAAACUCAACUGCCCAGCUCUUAGAUUCUGGAAACCUUGUCCUGAGAGAUGUCAGCAGCGGAAAUACCAUUUGGGAGAGCUUCGAAGAACCCACCAAUACUCAAUUGCCAGGCUUGAAACUCUGCUCCAAACGGACAGAAGGGGAAAGGCAAUUGGCGAGGGCGUGGAAGAGCCCUUCGGAUCCUUCAAGCGGGCGUUUCUCUUCUGGUCUUGAUUCGGUGCUAACCCAAACAGUUGUCUGGAAAGACGGUGAGAGAUUCUGGCGGAGCGGCCCGUGGAAUGGCCAGGUCUUUAUUGGGGUACAUUACGUGUAUUCUAUAAAUGUAGAUAGGUUUUAUGUUGAGAGUGACAAUGAAGGAAAUACUUGCUACACUUAUGAUCAUUUACAGUCUUCGUUAACCAAUUUUUUCUUAGAUUCUAAUGGUAAACUUUCUCAACUUGAGUGGGACGAAGGGAAGAAGGCUUGGAAUGUGCUGUGGUCGCCUAUGCAGACGGAGUGCGAUGUAUAUGGGAAGUGCGGGCUUUUUGGGAUUUGUAACUCAGAAAAUUCACCAAUUUGUAGCUGUCUGGGAGGGUAUGAACCAAAGAAUGUAGAGGAAUGGAACAGAGGAAAUUGGACUACUGGGUGUGUGAGGAGGAAGCAGCUGCAGUGUGAAAGACGUAAAAGCGGAGGAGAUGCGAGCAAAGAGGAUGGGUUUUUGAAUCUCAAGAUGAUGAAAGUGCCAGACUUCGCUAGCUUGUCAACUGCUCUACAAAAUGACUGUGAGAGCCAGUGCUUGCAGAAUUGUUCCUGUAUAGCAUAUGCAUAUAGUAAUGGGGUUGGUUGCAUGACAUGGGGCCAAAACUUAAUCGAUACACAGAAAUUAUCAACUGGUGGAACCGAUCUCUACAUUCGUGUGGCGUAUUCAGAAUUAGAUAAUGAUGACAAUGCAAAAACAAUUAUAGCAAUUACAGUGAGUAUUGGAGCACUUGUCAUUGCAAUCUGCUCAUGCUUGUCAUGGUGGUGGAUGGCUAAACAAAAAGCAAAGAAGCAGACAAACAAGGUGAUAUUAUUGCACAAUAGAGGAAAAACACGUCAAAACAAUUCCAGUGAAAUGAUGAUUGGUAACAACAUGAACCAAGUGAAACUCGAAGAGCUACCAAUGUUUAAAUUUGAGCAGCUGGCAACAGCAACAAACAACUUUUUUGUGACCAAUAAGCUAGGACAGGGCGGUUUUGGUCUUGUAUACAGGGGGAAACUGCCGGAUGGACAAGAAAUAGCAGUGAAAAGACUUUCAAGAGCCUCCGGACAAGGGAUUGAAGAAUUCAUGAAUGAAGUUGUGGUGAUUUCCCGGCUCCAACAUCGAAACCUUGUUAGACUGCUCGGUUGUUGUGCUGAAGGAGAAGAAAAAAUGUUGAUCUAUGAAUACAUGCCAAAUAAGAGUUUGGACUCAUUUCUAUUUGAUCCAACCGGACGGAAGGUUCUAGAUUGGAGGAAACGCUUUAACAUUAUUGGAGGAAUUGCUCGUGGUCUCCUAUAUCUUCACAGAGAUUCUAGAUUAAGAAUCAUCCAUAGAGAUCUAAAGGCAAGUAAUAUUUUGUUAGAUGAGGAGCUAAAUCCAAAAAUUUCAGACUUUGGCAUGGCUCGGAUUUUUGGAGGCAAUGAGGAUCAAGCAAAUACAAGGAGGGUUGUUGGGACUUAUGGUUAUAUGUCACCGGAGUAUGCAAUGGAAGGCCGCUUUUCUGAGAAGUCCGAUGUCUUCAGCUUUGGGGUGCUUUUAUUGGAGAUAGUUAGUGGAAAAAAAAACUCUGGAUUUUACGAUGAUCUGCAUUCUUCUAGCCUUUUGGGAUUCGCAUGGAAAAUGUGGAAUGAAGACAACAUUGUAGCAUUUAUAGAUCCUAUAACAUCUGAUCCAUGCUUUCAAAUGGAGAUUUUGAGAUGUAUACAUGUUGGGCUGUUGUGCGUGCAAGAAUUCCCUAAAGAUAGACCCACUAUUUCUACUGUUAUUUCAAUGAUUAACGGCGAAAUCGUAGAUCUUCCAACUCCCAAGCAAGCUGCAUUUACUGGCAGGCAAAUUGACCCCAGUAGCGAAAGAAAAAUUGAUUCUGAUGUAGACGAACUCACCAUUACAGUCCUUAAAGGCCGCUAGCAAAGACCAAGCUAAUCCAAAAAUAUCUGCUCACAGGCCAUAAAAUCCUUCUGAGAGUUGAUGUGGUUUAAAGCCGAGAGGAAAAUGUGGAUAUUCAUUGCGAGUUGGUACCAUUAAAAUUUGGCAAUAACCUAUUAGUUAGGUGGGAGUAGGUUUAACAAAAAAGAAAAGCACAGGAUUGAUGAUGGCUACAUAGUCCAACUCCAUGCUGGACAGAGUCAGAACCCUCCCGGUUCAGCACCCCACCGCCCGCUCAAUGUAAAGUCGCACGCUUUGUAUUCCCACUCCGUAGUUGAAUGGAUUCUCAAGUCUGGAACUGUGCUGGUACGCUGGGUCUGCAAUGAUGUUCCUGCAUCCUUUGAGAGGUUCAUGAACAUGGCACCUUCCAAUUCAUGAAUUUUUUUUUUUCAGAGCAUGUUCGAUUUAUGGAAUGGAAUCGGAAAGGAAAGUAAUGGACUAAAAAUGUAAAUGGGUGUGAAGUUUUUACAUAAGCUGAAAAAUUCUUCUCUAUUCUCGUCUUCAAAUACAGAGUAUAUGUUUGUAUUUAUAUAAUACAAGAAUCAAGAAUAAAGAAAACUAACUAAUCAGACUAACUAAUUAACUAA
This is a messenger RNA of Malania oleifera, 3343 nucleotides long. Its product is annotated as G-type lectin S-receptor-like serine/threonine-protein kinase At1g11300. NCBI's taxonomy places the organism in Eukaryota, Viridiplantae, Streptophyta, Magnoliopsida, Santalales, Ximeniaceae. The transcript has 8 exons. Gene Ontology annotation, molecular function: protein serine/threonine kinase activity; ATP binding. The coding region runs from base 258 to 2738 and encodes 826 amino acids. Gene Ontology annotation, biological process: protein phosphorylation; recognition of pollen. The record is from RefSeq and is a predicted model, not a curated record.